This is a messenger RNA of Ostrea edulis (European flat oyster), 11590 nucleotides long. Its product is annotated as CYFIP-related Rac1 interactor B-like. The coding region runs from base 7321 to 8310 and encodes 329 amino acids. The transcript has 11 exons. The record is from RefSeq and is a predicted model, not a curated record. Lineage: Eukaryota; Metazoa; Mollusca; Bivalvia; Ostreida; Ostreidae. Gene Ontology annotation, molecular function: small GTPase binding. Gene Ontology annotation, biological process: regulation of actin filament polymerization.
UAAGAGAUAUUGAUCGUUUCUUAAAAUAGUUUGUCAGUGUGAAGGGAGAUAACUCUGAAAUUUUUAGUCGGCAAAUGCCUUAUUUGGAGAGAGGGUGACCCGGAAAUAUUCGUUUACACUACAUCAAAAAGAAGCCUAUAGCGAAGAGGGUACGUAAGCGUUAUCAUUACUAGUGUUCACUUGAGGAUACAUACCAGAAGCCAAACUUAAUAUUUUAAAAGGUAGAUGAGAGUUUUUCACCUGCACUUAAUUAUUUCUGAAUUCUGAAAUCAUAACAUACAAGACUUUUCAGUUUAUAGUUUAAAUUCCUAUGUAUUUUUAUAUUUUAUUUGAAAGCCAAACACCAAGAGAGAAAUUUACAAUAAAGGAACUCGUUCCAAAUACGCGUUAGAGUAAUUAAAAAAGCAUCCUGAUGUUAAUUGGGGAGGAGGCAUCAUUGCAUGAACAGUUUGCGUGUGAUCAGACAUUGAUUGGAAGAGCUUCCUAUCAGCCAUUAGCCUCGAGAGCUUUUUUUCAGCAUGAAGAUUAACAGUCGUUGUCUGGUUGGCUUUAAUCAUGUGUGAAUGGUGUAAAAUGUUAUGCUGCAUGCACAUAAUGCCAUAUGUUGAAUCGGGUGUUGACAUUGAUGUUUUCAUAGUUGCUUACAUACAUUGAUUCAUGUAGAUUGUUCUAUUGUUAUUAGGACACUGAUACAUUGCUUAAAUUAUUAUUCUAUUGUUAUUAGGACACUGAUACAUUGCUUAAAUUAUUAUUCUAUUGUUAUUAGGACACUGAUACAUUGCUUAAAUUAUUAUUCUAUUGUUCUAUUGUUAUUAGGACACUGAUACAUUGCUUAAAUUAUUAAGAGAGACAAUUACAGAGAGAGAUAGGGAGCAAGAGAGAGAGUUGUACUUUGGGGUCACGAUUAGCCAUAAUCCUUUAACUUAUCAUCUAGCAUCUACCCAUCUGACAGAAUAAGACUUACUGACAGGAAUUUAUAAUUCUAUUUACUUCCUAAAAAAAAUAUCCAAAUUACAAGAGAUGUACAUUUUAGUUCUGACAUCAAAACUUUCUUUGAUUUACAUGCAAUGCAGGGCUAUUGUUCUGGGAAACAUAAAAGAUGCACAUAGAAGUAUAUAAUCUGAAAUCUUGAAUUAAUUUAAUGUAAGUAAUGUAAAUGAUUCCAGGCCAAUGCAUGUAAAAUGUUAUUCUGUGUCUUUAAUGAGUUGUUCUGCUUAAAUGUUUGUGUAACACAUACUUGUAUUGUAUGCUAUUGACACAAACUGAGCAGAUGGUGCUGAUGUUAGUGAAAGCCAAUAUGCCCUCCUUAUCUUUUAAAUUGCAAAUAUUUGAGAGGAAAUAAUGAUGUAAUGGUAUUUAAGAAUUCAUUGGUUUAUCAUUUAUUUUAAGUUAUUUUCAGUCUUGCCGAAAAAUGUUUUUUUAAGCACUGGCCAUGCAUUCAGGUCUCUUUAUCUGAACUGAACCAAAGAAAAAUUCACUGGUCCAAAUCAUGUGCCAAAUAUUACUUUUAUUUCAGUUUUGAAAAGAACUUGUAAGAGAAAGUACUAUAGUAUAGGUUUACUCAAAAUUAGUUUAAGUGUGACAGAAUUUCACAGAAAUGCUCUAUUUACCUUUAAUGCUGAUUACAAUCUGAAUAGUCACUCUCUGUAAAUAUAUGGUUACAUAAUUUUAAUAGAAAGUAAUACUAUAUAUUGAGGAGAAGCACAAGCCGGGUGGUCUUGUGUAUAUGUAAUAAUUUUACAAGCCAAACCCUUGUUCUACUGGACUUGGUCCUCAGGCCAACUCUAGUCCAAAAUUUCUCUGAGUCAGACUCUUACCCCUGCUUUUAUAUUGUGACAUGUGCGGGGGUCACAAUAUAAAAGCGGGGGUAAGAGUCAGAAGAAUCUCGGAUUAUUCAACAACAUGUAAUAAAAAAACAACACUGAAACGGGUCAUGAAGAGGUUGGAGACUUUAUUAUGAUUUAUGUAAUGUCAGUGUUGCACUAAUGUUGUGUAUGAUUUGUGGCUAAGCUAGAUGAUUUGUAAUAACUUGUCCUCUCCUAUAGCUGUUUGGAGUGUAGGUUACAGUCCAACAUAAUAUACCUGCUUGACUUCAUCUACAGAGUAAUAACAUUAAUUAAUGACAUCAGUUAAUGAGUCUAGGAAUGGGUCCUGCAUGCAGUAAAUGCUCUUUAAGCAUGUGUGAACUUCAUAAUUUUAUAGGAUAUGAACAAGGGAAUGCAAAUAAAAUUAAUCAGUUUAUCCAGUCAUCAUCAAGUGAUAUUUUUAAUUCAUCCAAGUAUACAAAAUUCUUGAAAGAAAUUUUGGUUUCAAAAUAUAUUUUGAAAAAAUUAGCUAGAAAACUCCACAGAAUCUGCUUUACUCCUUAAUCUGUACAUGUAUCAUGUACUAACCUGAGCUUGUUAGCAUUCCAAUGUGUAUAACCAGCUUGUUAGGGUUCUAAUGUGUAUAAUCUGAGCUUGUUAGUCCAAUGUGUAUAACCAGUUUGUUAGGAUUCCAAUGUGUAUAACCUGAGCUUGUUAGGAUUCCAAUGUGUAUAACCUGAGCUUGUCAGGGUUCUAAUGUGUAUAAUCUGAGCAUGUUAGUCCAAUGUGUAUAACCAGCUUGUUAGGAUUCCAAUGUGUAUAAUCUGAGCAUGUUAGUCCAAUGUGUAUAACCAGCUUGUUAGGAUUCCAAUGUGUAUAAUCUGAGCUUGUUAGUCCAAUGUGUAUAACCAGUUUGUUAGGAUUCCAAUGUGUAUAAUCUGAGCUUGUUAGUCCAAUGUGUAUAACCAGUUUGUUAGGAUUCCAAUGUGUAUAAUCUGAGCUUGUUAGGGUUCUAAUGUGUAUAACCUGAGCUUGUUAGGAUUCCAAUGUAUAUAACCAGCUUGUUAGGGUUCUAAUGUGUAUAAUCUGAGCUUGUUAGUCCAAUGUGUAUAACCUGAGCUUGUUAGUCCAAUGUGUAUAACCUGAGCUUGUUAGGGUUCUAAUGUGUAUAAUCUGAACUUGUUAGUCCAAUGUGUAUAACCUGAGCUUGUUAGUCCAAUGUGUAUAACCUGAGCUUGUUAGGGUUCUAAUGUGUAUAACCUGAGCUUGUUAGGGUUCUAAUGUGUAUAAUCUGAGCAUGUUAGUCCAAUGUGUAUAAUCUGAGCUUGUUAGGGUUCUAAUGUGUAUAACCCGAGCUUGUUAGGGUUCUAAUGUGUAUAACCAGCUUGUUAGGAUUCCAAUGUCUAUAACCAGCUUGUUAGGAUUCGAAGAUCAACUGUCAAUGCCUUUAUAGUUUAUUUUUCCAAAGAAAAUAAUAAAACAAAGAACAUAUAUUCUGGGAUUGCUAUUGUAACACAUUUUGUAACCAUGACACCGAUAAGUGGCUUAAGAGCAUUUAUUCCAACUUGUCUGUCCAUUAUCACUCAAUAAUGAGAUGAAAGAUAAUGUUAAGUGAUAUAGAAUCCCUACCCUUAAUGAAGAGAGCAAAAUGAAAAGUGGUGUAAUAUUUCUAGGCAUAUCCUGAUUCUUUUGAAGAUUAGAGGGUUUCUGAUAAAGAUCAAGUGUAUGUGAAUAUUGUAAUUAUCAGAUGUAAGUGUAUGCGAAACUGCACCUAACCAUGCAGAUUAGUCAAACUUUUACAAAAAUGGAUUUAUUUUAAAUUAGAAUAUCAUUGAAUAUUUUAAGAAAACAAACAAGAUUGAUUUGAUUGUUUGAUUGCUGUUUUCCGCCACACUCAACAAUUUUUCAGUUAUCUGGUGGUGCCCAGUUUUUAUUGGUGGAAGAGAGAACCCAGAUACAAUGUACCUGGGAAGAGACCACCGACCUUCCGAAAGUAAACUGGGAAACUUUCUCACUUACCGGCGUGAGAGGGAUUCGAACCCGCGCCGACAGAGGUGAGAGGCCAUGUGAUUUUGAGCGCGAUGCUCUAACCACUCCCAAACAAGAAAACAAAUGGAGGAUAAAUUUAUUUGCAUGAGUAAGAAAUGGUGAAGUCUCUCUAAAUUCACAUGUAAACAAUUUCACAGUGUUUACUCUGACACGAUUUUUAGAAAUGAAAUAAAAAACAUUUAAGAUUUUGUGUCACAGGAGUUACGUAGAGAUCCAGUUUAUGAUGUUAUACUAGAGAUCAGUCUAAUGACGCAGUAAUUAUAAGUAGGUGUGGCGUAAUGGUGGAGCGGUUUGUUUAUGUUGAUGAGAAUACACUGGCUGUAAAUGCGUGACAUUACUCAGUUAAUAUGUUCACCUUAUUUCUUCAAUGAGAUUCAGAAAUUAGAGUCAUUGACUUUCUAUAAAUGGCUGACAAGGUCAACACUUCACCACAAUUUGUCGAUAGCAGAUGGUAAUAUGUACUGGUAUGUGUAACUGUUAGGGGUGAAGUUUCCCUUCCGUUGUUUCCUAUGUUGCACCAGAGAGGACCAGCUUUUCCGUUGAAGGGGCAUGGACAUGAUUUGAGCUGAAAAAUUUCUAAUUUUUUAAUUUUUUAAAAUUUUAUUGUUUACAAUGCUUGACGAAGAUGUUUGUAAUGAUCAACUAAAAUUUGAAUGGCAGUUGUUGAGUUACAUGCGAGAUACAGCGCUCACAAUUCUUUGAUAUGUAAACAAGGCUCUUGUCAUGUUUUUGUUUACAUAGAUUGCUUAAUAGAAAAUAGCAUGUUUAAAACAAAAUGAGAUGUGACAAACUCUAGAAACUGUUUAAUUGUGUUCAGAAUUAACUUGUGAAUUGAAAUUCUUUAAAUGAAACUUUUACUAGUUUAUUUAGCCUAUGUAAACAAAAGUGACCUCUGUAUCUCUCAUAUAACUUGACAACUGACAUUCAAAUGUUUUGCUGACCAUUACAAAUACUUAAGCAUUGUAAAUUAAAAAUGAGAAAAUAAAAUUUGAAAAUUUCAGCUCAAAUCGUGGCCAUGCCCCCUUUAAAGGGGAUGCCAAAUAGAGCAUUCAAUAGUACAAAUUAUUUUUGUCUCCUAUACGCUAUUAAGAAAUUUCUUCUGAGAAAUGGAUACUGUAUAUAAGGUAAAUUUUGCUCUCAUUUUAAUUUUGCCCAUUUUGCUGUUUUCUUAAAUGAAUAGUUUUAAAACUGAACAAAUAUAAAUUUAUUCAUUACUUUUAAAAAGCACAGGCACCUGAAGUAUGCAUGGAAACAACUACCCCACCCCUUCUGAAUUUUUUUUGCUGCGAUAAUUUCUCUGAAAUGUGUGGAUUCCCUGUCUACCCAUGCCAGUUAUUUUUUACGUUUUUUUUACUGGUUUUAUCAUACUGGUUAAAGGCCAAUCUCUAAAGUUUACAAAAAGUGUGAAACAAUUGGGAGGGUUGUAAGAGUGCAUGAAAUGUUGACCCAAGGGAAUUUAUAGUAUUUAAGAUCAAGGUCAUCAGAAGGAAAUGCACAAAAUUUUGUCUCAGGACUUUAAUUUUUGAUCAGUCUUUAAUUUUGUCAGGACUUUAAUUUUGAUCAGUCUUUAUUUUUGUCUGGACUUUAAACUUGUUAGAGGAAAACAGUCGAAGCUGUUGACACAUAUAGACAAGAUGGCAUACCUGAAGGUCAUAUGGAUUAGAUGAAGGUCAUUAGUAGGAAAGUUUAAGGAGCUCAUGCUUGAUAAAAUGUUGGUGGUGAUUGUAGGGUACGGUGGUUUGAAAAUUUUCAGAAAUGAAAAAUGUUGGAAAGGGAUAAACUUUUCCAGGAAAUGUUGAAAACAAUCCUAUAUAUGUUAUUCAGGUAACUAAACAACAAAAACUAAAUCGUUGGCUGUACGUAUCAUAUUAUAUGUGGGCUUCUGAUUUUUUAAAGGGCUGAUGAAUUUUCCAUAGGCACUUGCUGGAUUUGUUGAAUGAAAAUUUGUUAUCUCUAUAUCAUGACUCCCUUCUAAGAUAUCACAUCUAUGAUGGUCACCUUGGAUUCUAAGAUUUCGUCCAAAAUUUAAGAUCCUUACUUUCUCUUAAAUUUUGCUGUUAUUUUUAUUUCCGACCAGACAAAGAUUAAUUCUCUCUUAAUUAGCCAUCGUCACAAACCAAACACUCCGACAACUGUUUACAAGGAAAUAGGCUUACACUUUGUUGAAGUAAUACUAAUACAUGUAACUAUAUAUAUUCAUUUUAUCAUGAAACAAUUCAACUUACCACAUUUUCAUUCCAAGUACAUAUUAAAAAAAUGUAUUAUAUACAUUUAUUGCAUGUUCAUGAGGUCAAUCCUUGGUUUUAUCACAAGUUCAUUCAUUUUAUCUCAGACCAAUACUAUAUUGGUAUGUAAGAUACAAUCUAAAGUUUUACAGAAUAAGAUUUACACUCAAACUUGACAGAGGUAUAUACAUGAUGAUGUACAUGUAUAAGUAAAAAAUCAGAAAACGACAAAGGUGCACAGUAUUCAUAGGGAUGUGCAUUAAGAAGGACAGAUUAAGGUAUCUAUAUUCUGUACAAAUUUUCAGUUAUUCAACAUUUGAAAUUGUCAUUAUUUUACAGAAUUUGAAUAUGUCUGGUCCUCUAUGGUUCUUGCUACCACUUCAUUGGAAAUAGACUUAGAAAUUGAUACGUAUUCUGGGUUGCUGAAAAUCAACAGACUACAAUUGCUUUAUUGUGGGUUUCUUUUUCAGAUCUAAUUUUGAAAACAAGGUUUUUAUGAUAUUGUAGCAUGCUAUUCUAUAUUCUUUAUAAACAUGCGGUUUACCAUACAUACCCUGCUAUGGAAUAUUUCAUAAUUAAUCACAUGGUAUCAUGUCGAUCAAUAAGAAGUUUUGAAUUACAAUGAAUGAUUAUAGUUAACUUUGAUAUGGAUACAUGUAUUUGUUACUUAGAAGAAAUUCUCUGUUCAUUGAUAUGGUUUCUUAUUAACCACUCUGAUAUUGAUUUUUUUAAACUCGAUACUAUUCCACAAGGAAGUAACUUUUCUUGAACACUUGACAUUUAUUUAGAGACAAAAUACAAUCAGGAAAUCCUUAGAUCAUUAGAUAGUUAAUAAAAUUAUAUCUGCGUGCUGUGUACUUAGUUUUUAUUGUUUUGCAGAUCAUUUGCAAGAACCAAUAGAAGAUUUGGAGAAAACAAGAGACUUUGUAAAGGUAUGCGCCAGUGCUUGUGGUUUCAGUUAGGGAGGAAGCUUUGGGAACCUAAUUUAUGGUAAAUGAGCAAUUCCUUAAGGAAGUAAGCUGAGAGGUGGAUGAUGAAACCUUCCUGGUGUUUUGAUAGGACAUUUUACUGCCGACAUUAUGUUUAGUUUAGAGUAGUGAUCUACCUUGAUUAUUCCCAAAUUAAUUUGUGUCUUAGAACUUGACACUGGAGAGAGAAAAAAGUGAAAGGGAGAAAAAAAGAAAUCAAAUAUUUUGUCAAAAUCCUUCUUCCCGAGGAAUAGCUGUAUCCUGCCGACUGUAAUGGGAAAUUUGUUAAAAGUUUUAUGUCAGGCGGACUCCUCUGCCUCCAGAGACUAUGACAUUUUUGUUGACUUUGAGAGUGUACAGCCAACAGGAGAGGAAAAGGAAGUCUGGAAGAAAGUACAGGCUGUUCUAACCGAAAGUCAGACAAUUCUACAGGAUAUACAGCAGUACACAGGGGCCACAGAGGAUAUCAAACAGGCUAUAAGCAAUCCAACAAAUGAUGCCUUACAGGAGAAGGCCUGGUUGGCAGUGUGUCCACUGGUGGGCAGACUAAAGACUUACUUUGAAUUUGCAAAUAAAUUAGAACACACAGUCCAUGACUUACUGGAGGUGCUAUGUUCAAUCGACAAAACCCCACGCGAGCAUUUAGAGACGCAGCAAGCUUGUUUUAAACAGUUUGCACAGAUUCUAGACUUUGUACUUAAAUUUGAUGAUACAAAGAUGAUAAACCCUUCAAUACAGAAUGACUUUAGUUAUUACAGACGAACUCUGAGUAGGAUGAAGAUGGCAAAUGAAGACGAAAGUCAAGGCAACGAGAAUGUUGUUUCCAAUGAGAUGGCCAACAGAAUGUCUUUAUUUUAUGCCCCCGCUACACCAAUGCUGAAAGUACUGGGUGAAGCCACCACCAAGUUUGUGUCCACCCAUAAAGAGCUUCCGGUGGAGAACACGACAGACUGCCUGAGUACAAUGGCCAACAUUUGUAGGGUUAUGAUCGAAACCCCGGAGUAUGUUGCUAGAUUCCAAAACAGUGAAACCAAAUUAUUCUGUCUACGAGUAAUGGUGGGAGUAAUAAUUCUCUAUGACCACGUUCAUCCAGUGGGAGCUUUUGCCAAAUCAUCAAAUAUAGAUAUCAAAAGCUGCAUCAAAGUACUGAAAGAACAGGAGGCAGGGAGAGUAGAAGGCUUGUUAAAUGCUUUAAGAUAUACAACAAAAACUUUAAACGAAGAAACAACACCAAAAACAAUUAAAGCCAUGCUCGCAGGCUGAGCAUGUGUUUUAUGUGUAGACAGACAAAUGCUUUACGUUGAUUUACUGCAUAUUUCCUGUUUUGUUUGUGUGACUGUGUUAAUGACGCGUGCAGAUGAGGAGUGGUAUAUGCUUUUAUGGAUGAGUGGCAGGAGUUGUCUUUUCCUAUUUCUACAGCUUACAUGAGAUAACGGCAGCUGAUGUUUCAAGUGUGGGUGUGACUACAAUAUGUUACCACGGAGACAGUGAUGUCACUGUGAAGCAAAACAAAACAGAAAGACAGAAGACUUUCUCCAUAACCAAAAUUUUAGCUGCAAACUGGGUUUUACUCAAUUUCAUGACUGUGUCAGGGGGGAAAAUCCAGCAUUUUAUUAUACUGAAUUAAUUUUUGUUUCUGCUGAGGAAUGAAAUAUUUCCGGUGAAUACCAUGUUAGUAGUGCUGUACAGGAGAUGUUAAUAGAACUAGUACGAUCUCUCUUCACACCUCAGGGGGGAGGGGGGGGGUGUUAUUUUCCUCAUUUCAGAGGAAAUCCUCAGAUUGGUUUAAUUUUCUAAAAAAUGAAACACUCUGGGUUUGAUCUAAAUUGACAGAAAAUGAUAUUUUUUCAGGUAGGAUGGGGUGUUUUCCUCUCUUUUUGACCAGUUUUCCUCUGAUUUCUGAGAAAUCCAUUUACAGCCCGGACACUGUGAUAGAUAUCGUACCUAGCACAAUCUCUCUUUACACUUGUGAUAGUAGACCUGUCAUAUUUUAUCCGUCAAAUGUCAAAAGGACUAGUAAUUCUGAUUAAAUCAAGUGCUUUUUUUUUCAAAAGUAUAAAAUAUUCUCUACUGAAUGUUUAUUCUUUAACUAGAGACAAGGAAGAAAAGCAGGGUCUGAUCAGUUUAAUAUUGCAGUCAAUAUUGAACUGUUUGUUACUGAGUCAUGAAACCUUGUUACGAUAAUGAAACCAUUCUGCACUUAUCUCAAAACCUAGCUAGAUAUACCAAAUAUCGUGCAUUGUCUCAGACAAUAUGUAUGACAUUUCUUAGACAUUUAAUUAAUAUAUGUUAUGAUAGAUGAAUGUUGAAGGAAUAUUAUAUUUUAUAACGUAAUAUGUAUGCAUUCUUGUAAGAGUAAUUGAUAAAAGGCAGGAGACUAUUUUGUUUCUGCAUAAGCAUAUUUGAAUUGUGAAACCCUGAAAUUCAAAAAUAAAAACAGAUUAAAAAUACAAAUUGGGUAUUGAAAAGCCAUGACAAAAUUUGUACAGUAUUUGUUAAUAAUAUGAUUCUGUUUUCUCCUAAUAUUAACAGAGUUGGUUUGACUCUGUACAUUUAUGUACUGGUAUCGGUAUCAUCAGUGGUAUUUGUGUAAAUUUCAGGGAAAUGAUGGUAACAAAAAACAUGAGAAGAAUGAAAAUAUCUGUAGUAAAAAUAACCAGAAUUUUAGAUGAUAAUAUGCUUAAAAUAUUUACAUGUUUCAAAACUAUGCAUGAUUAAAUGAAAAAAAUUAGUAUAUAUAUUUAGUUAGAUGUAUAUGGACAGAUUUCUGUAAACAUAUUACAUUUAGCUGUUUAUUCUAUGUAGCACCCAGAAAGCAGCGAUCGUUAAAUCAGGUACAUUGCUAAAAUGCCUUGUGUGUAUAUAUCUAUAUAGCACAUUUAAAAAGUGCUAAAUCAAUUCAACGCUGACAUGUUCAAAAAUCAAUUUCCACAAAUAUCAUAGACGCUAAAUGUAAUACAUUUACAGUAAUCAUUAAGCCGUUUAGUUUCUUAGAACAAACUUGAAAAAACCAUAGGGUACAUAUUACACAUACGUAAUACGUGUAGGGACAUAUUUGAUAAUUAUAUAUGUAUGUGAUUGAAACAUUCCAUUUUCAGCAUAUCCUAUAAAAUUUUAAUGUAAAUGAUUUGUGUAAGUAGCAGAAUCUAAGUGUAGGUGUGUGUUCAUCUGUUUGAAAAAGUGAAAUUAUGGAAGUGGGGGAGAGCUUACCUUGUAAAGUAUAUAUACAUGUACUUCUGUAUUUCACACUGUUUAUUGCACCAGCAUCUGUUAAUCAAGUGCCAUCUUUUCUAACCCUAUCUGUGUGCAUGGUUUACCUAGUAAAAAUAGGUUUUUCUGUUACUAGAUUUUACCAUCUAUACUCUGCAAGGUUCAUGGUUAAAACUUGUUAUCUUGUUCAUCUACAUAAGCACCCCCUGCCUGAUUAAGUACCAUGGAAGCAUAUUUAAUUGUUAUAUAUAAAAAUGUCAGUUAUCACCUGAUUGCUCUGUUUUAAAAUGUCAAUUUUCACCUGAAUGCUCUGAUGAACUAUUGCUUGUGUAUUCGGAACAAAUUUUCACCAAUUGUGAUACAAAGCAUCUUUUGGUACAUGGGAACAAACAAGUGAAUUUCAGGAUACCCUUUCUGAUAGGGUCAGGAUUGUGACCAUAGGUAUAAAAGUGGUACGAUAUUAAAAUCUUCUCUACUUCAGGGGAAUUUUUUAAAAUAUCACCAAAAACUGCUGUGUGCUAGGUUUUAAUAAGCAAUAAGGCCUAGACAAGUCAAAGUAUUUAUUUCGCAUACCCUGGAUACAUUGCACAGCAGAUUCUCAUUGAAAAUAACAUCAAGGUAUGUACCUCUUUCAUUCAUUUGUAUGUAUUUACAUUAUGUUUUUCCCUUUGAUAUCUUUACCAAUUGUAAUGAUAGCCAUUUUGUCAUGAAUGAGAUGCAGUUGUAAACAUGAUGUGCGUAUGAAUUUUGAUAAAUAUAGUACGUCUGUUCUAAUGGAUGGGAAUUCUGACAGAAUAAAAGUAGAAAGGAAGUAUAUAAAAAAUAAUUUGGUUUUGAAAAUACAUGAGGAUGUGAAUUUAGAUGCUAAAGCAUUUCCUGAAGGAACACUAAGAUGUGCAGUUCGCACCCUCACGCAAUUUCAAAAAUGAAAUUUAUUUCUUGAAUGAACCCUCCUCGGUCCUCCCACCAAUUUUAAAAGGCCAGGGGUGCUUAUUAGGUUGAAUACAGUAUGGUGACAUCCUGUUGUAUACUUCAACCUUCAAAAAAAAAAGCUGUGUUCAAAACUUUCAUAUCAUCUUCAAACAGUGCAUGAUAUGAAUUUUUGUCUGGUCACAAGAUCUUUUGUAAUAAACACCAUUUUCUCUCUGAACUGUUUUUGUACUUCAUUUAGAAUCAAUAGUACAUUGGCAUUUGCUGAAAAGGUGAAUAUUUUGUGUGCUUUUUUUUUUUUUUUAAAGAUUUGUAUAGCAGAAAAACACUGAUAAUUGUUACAGACUAUAAAUUUAAAGAAUUAUCAGUUUUAUAUAGACCAAUGAAAUAAAUGUUAAAAGUC